AUGGCCACACAAACAUUACAAGGUGCUCUUAAGACAGCAAAAGAUAAGUACAGGUCUUUCUUGCACCAUGAAGACGCACACAACACUGUGUGGAGACGUGGUGCCCCUCCUACAUACCACAACGUCAACAAGCUCUUUGAAGAAGGCCGGACCAAGGAAUGGGCUGAAGGAUCUCUAGAAGAGACGGUCCAAAAUAUGAUGAAGUCAUGGCAGACGGAGUUUACUCACAAGACUCGGACUCAGGACUUCAGGAUCAUGCAUCCAGAAAAGUUCAAGCUCAUCGUUAAUGGAAGAGAGGCACUAUCUGCAGAAGAAACAAUUAGUCUAGGAAGCUAUAAUUCUGUGCUGAAGAGUUCAAUGCCAGAUGAGUUCAAAUACUAUAAAGCACACGAAGAGACCUUCGAUUCGGCUGACGACGCUUUCCGAAAUGCGCUUCCCCGUGGAUUUGCGUGUGAAGUGGUGGCUGUUUACUCAAGCCCGCCGGUGAUUACCUUUAAGUUCAGGCACUGGGGUUACUUUGAAGGCCCCUUUAAAGGCCAUGCCCCCACUGGAGAAAUGGUCCAGCUCUUUGGACUCGUAAUUCUCAAAGUGGAUGAACUGAUGAGGGCAGAGGAAGUGGAGAUAUACUAUGAUCCUGCUGAGCUCUUUGCUCCACUACUUAAAGCACCUCUCAUUUCUGGACCCAACACAGAGCAACAGGGUGCUGCUUCUUCCACAUCUCCUCAAAAAUGCCCUUUCCAAAACUAGAUCAUAUACUUCCAGUCCAGAGCAAAUCACAACCUUUAGCAUGACAACACUUGUGCAUCUACUAGAAUAAAGUCGUGCCUGCUUAAUGACUUACGGAGUACAAAAAGUGUCAUUUGCUCAAUUCCACUACUUGUAUCCAGACUAGCACUUUUAUCAUGUUGCUGCCCCUUAUCUCAUCAUAUGUAAUAUUAGUAGCAAAAUCUAGAAUAAAAUUGUA
Messenger RNA from Sesamum indicum (sesame), 964 nucleotides. Its product is annotated as pathogen-related protein. The record is from RefSeq and is a predicted model, not a curated record. NCBI's taxonomy places the organism in Eukaryota, Viridiplantae, Streptophyta, Magnoliopsida, Lamiales, Pedaliaceae.